AUGGGUUGUGUUCAGGCUAAGUCACUGGAUUUGGAAGCUUCAGAUUAUAGAAGCCUAGAGAGGUUGAAAUUGGAUAAUGGGUAUGUUGCAAGUUCUGACUUUGUUGCUCACAGAAGAUCCACUGGAGGUGUUGCCAAUGGUGAAAGGCAAGGCCUUGCUGUUGGUGUGGGUCAUAAGGACAAGUUGGUUGGCAGAGAGAGGAGUAAGAAGUUGUCAAAUAAGUGUUUUGUGGAUGACAUGGUUGGUGGGUGGCCCAGGUGGUUUGUUGAUAAUGUUCCUGAACAGGUUUUGGCUACUCUGGUUCCUAAGAGUGCUGAAUCGUACAAAAUGAUUGAUAAGGUAGGGCAAGGAACCUACAGCAAUGUCUAUAAAGCUCUGGAUCGAGACACGGGAGAAAUUGUGGCCCUGAAGAAGGUCCGCUUCAAUACAUCAGAACCUGAAAGCAUAAAAUUUAUGGCAAGAGAAAUUAUGAUAUUGCAGAGACUGGAUCAUCCCAAUGUAGUAAAACUUAAAGGAUUAGCUACUUCAAGAAUGCAAUACAGUUUAUAUCUAGUUUUUGACUUCAUGCAAACAGAUUUGGCAAGAAUUAUUGCUCGUCCCGAAGAAAGAUUAACUGAACCACAGGUCAAGUGCUAUAUGCAUCAAUUGCUUUCAGGUCUGCAGCAUUGCCAUGAUAGGGGAAUUCUGCAUCGGGAUAUAAAGGGGUCAAACCUUUUGAUUGAUAAAAAUGGGAUGCUUAAGAUUGCAGAUUUUGGGCUUGCCAAUUUUUAUGCUCCAGACCGUCACCAGCCUCUCACAAGUCGGGUUGUGACACUAUGGUACAGAGCUCCCGAGUUGUUGUUAGGUGCCACAGAUUAUGGAGUUGGUGUUGAUCUAUGGAGUGCUGGAUGUCUCUUGGCAGAAAUGUUUAAAGGAAUUCCAAUCAUGCCUGGAAGAACAGAGGUUGAGCAACUUCAUAAAAUUUUCAGGCUAUGUGGCACACCAUCAGAGGAGUAUUGGAGAAAGUUGAAACUUUCUACAACUUUUAGACCUCCAAAGUCUUAUAGACCAAGCCUGGUAGAAUCUUUCAGGGAUCUACCUCCAUCUUCUUUGGGUCUUUUAUGCACUUUGCUUGCUUUGGAUCCUGCAUUUCGUGGCAGUGCAUCUAAAGCUCUAAAAAAUCAGUUUUUCUCUACGAGCCCAUUGGCAUGUGAUCUCUCUGGGCUGCCUGUAACCUACAGAGAGGAUGAUGAGCUUGUUCAAGCGAAGGAACAGAUCAAGUACAUGAACUCUAAAAUCAGGCGUUCUCGUACAUAUCUAGAGCGUCAGAAGAAUUUAGCAUCUAAGAGGCCAAUAGAACACACUGCAUCUUCUAAAGAGGAAUUGAUAAGGAAUGUUAAACCUGAAACUUAUGUUCCAACUGAAGAAAUGGAUAGCACAAGUAGUACCUCAUCUAGUGUAAACCCUGCUGGGGCUAAGGAUCACUCACCUUUCUUUCUAUCUCCAUUUAAAGGUUCAGAUCAAAAGCUGUCUCCUAAACUCCAUCACCAUGCUAAUGUUGGUGAAAAAAACAUCAAUAAACUUCCUCCACUACCCAAGUCAAAACCUAAUGCUAUAAAGAAAGAUGACAACAGAUACAGACCAAACCAGGUUUUCAAGUCAGCUUCCACUAGAGAAUUCAGAUACUUAAAACGUGACGAUCGUUUAAUCUUUGAAAUUGAUGAUUAGGCUAUUAAAGUUUAUGUAAACCCAAAACGGUUAUUUUUAUUUUAGCAUUUGAUGUAUUCUGACAGCUCUACAUAUUCUUUGCUCUCUUGGUGUGACAUUACUUGUCGACCCAC
Abrus precatorius (Indian licorice) is the source of this 1820-nucleotide messenger RNA. RefSeq names its product probable serine/threonine-protein kinase At1g54610. The coding region runs from base 1 to 1707 and encodes 568 amino acids. Gene Ontology annotation, biological process: positive regulation of transcription elongation by RNA polymerase II; protein phosphorylation. Gene Ontology annotation, cellular component: cyclin-dependent protein kinase holoenzyme complex; nucleus. Gene Ontology annotation, molecular function: ATP binding; RNA polymerase II CTD heptapeptide repeat kinase activity; cyclin-dependent protein serine/threonine kinase activity. The record is from RefSeq and is a predicted model, not a curated record. Lineage: Eukaryota; Viridiplantae; Streptophyta; Magnoliopsida; Fabales; Fabaceae. The transcript has 7 exons.